This is a messenger RNA of Psylliodes chrysocephalus, 1145 nucleotides long. The record is from the annotation of a GenBank genome assembly. Lineage: Eukaryota; Metazoa; Arthropoda; Insecta; Coleoptera; Chrysomelidae.
UAAAUUUCAGCCUUCAACUUAAGACGUCCUCUCAACCACGUUAAACUGAAAAUGUCAUUCCAAUUUAAGAUUCACCACUAACCAAAAAAAAAAACAAAAAUCAAUUAUUUAGAAUUAUGGAAUCCUCUAAAAUCUCCCUGAAACGAGCCAUAUCCAGUACGUCACCAUCAAAUCAGAAAAUUCGAAAAUUGGAAGUAGAUUCUUACACUUGCGUCGAGGAACAUACUCAAUUUCAGGACGAUAUAAGGUGUUCAAUUUGUUCGGAAAUACUGAUGAAAGCCACAACGUUGAAUUGUUCUCAUAGUUUUUGCAAAUACUGUAUAGAUCGAUGGACCGCUAAGCAGUCUGAUUGUCCCAUAUGCCGUUCCAAAAUCAUACACCAAGUUCCUACGUUGGUCCUGGAUAAUAUUAUUGAAAACAUCGUCCACAGUCUACCGAAAGCCUUGCAGAAACACAGAGAAAAAUUGAUGGCAGAACGAGAAAAGAAAUCGAUGAAAAGCAAAAACAAAAGCGGUUGGAUCAAAAUGAGACGUAUGAACGGCUUGAGCAGCUACUACAUGGUUCCGAAGUACGUCAACGCGAGACGUCAUCUCAACGAAGUGACCAUUAUGUAUUUUGAAGACGACCCAGAGUGGGAAGACUUAGGGGAGGAAAACGACCUUCGGUGCCAAAAUUCGGCUACAGCUACCGAUGAAAUCGAAGUUAUAGAUAUAAAUACUUAAAAAAAGGAGUUUUGGUGGUUAAAAUUAAAACCUGCGUUUCAUGCUAUGUAAUUUUGCUGCUAUAUCUUGAUAGUUUGAGGGGUUUAUUGGAAUUUUAAUCAAUGCUUGCUACCAACCAUAAUAUUUGUUUAUUUUGUCUAGAUUAUUGUAUUCAUUAGAUUGUAUCUUUUUCAAUGUAACCUCAAAUUAUAACUAAUUUAAUGAAUAUAAAAGAUCCAAUAACGGUUAGUAUCUUUUUACCAGGUUGGUAUUCCGAAAAUCACUACAUAAUUGUAUCCAACAUAUUCUAUAUUUAUUUUAUAGCAUAAUACAUUUCUUGCAGCAAAAAUUCAUAACAUGAAACUUGAUAAAAAGAUAUAUUAACACGAACUUCUUUUUUUGUAUGUAUUCACUUUCAUUUGGUGCUAUUUUGAAACAAAGAAC